AUAAAGGCAGUUGAGAAAUCUGCAAUGAGUCUGAAAAUAUGAAAAAUAAUUUCUAAAGAACUGCAAAAAAAAAAUGAUAAAUGAAAGCUUUCCAUUCACCUUUAUCUAAGGUUUUGAUUUCGAUUUAGGUUUGUAGUUAACGCAAAUUCAGGGGAAAGAAGGCCGGGUUGUUUUUAUUAGAGGCCCGAAAGUAUGCAACUAUUCUACCCAUCACCCCCUCCUUUCAUUUCAUAUCAAGAUCAAGACCCUUUUGAAUUAGCUUAGAACUACCUUAAUUCUAACCCUUAACAGGUCGGCUUGGUAAAAUCUCCGUCAGGAUGUUCCGGCACCCUCGCCUCCAUGGACUGAUCCUUGCCAGGCUCUUCUCGCUGCACCGCAGCCCCAUGAACCGACCCCAAGAAGAGAUUUCCAUUUCCACGUUGGUCUGGAAGCAGCCCCAUCCUGGUCAGACCAUCGGAAAAUGCCGCCAAUCGAGUUUGCUGGAAGAGCAGCGGGAGCAGUCACAUCCUUUUGGGAAUGAUUACCGCAUCUAUCAGCAGAACGUGGACUUGGAGGCCUUCUUCGGCGAAGAGCCCAAGUACGAGAAAGUGUCGGACGUUUGCCUGCUAAAUGAUCACUUCAUCCUGGUAAAGAUGCCGCCACCAAUUCCUUCUCCGCCACCGUCAAAGUCCAAGAUUCCUCGUUGCUUCAAAUGCAAUCGCGGCAGCCGGGUUUCCCCCAUUCUGGAGGAGGCUGAAGAGGAACUACCUCCGUUGAAGACCAGUUGCCUGCAGCCCUGGUCAUCACGCGAUCAGACCGAGAUUGAAGUCUUCGAUUCCAGUACUAGACUAACUAAUACUCCAGAUAGAGGUCCCCAGACAGCUCCCGUGAUAGUGGAGCAACCGCACCCCACUCUGCAGCUGGAGGCGAUCCAAUCCGUGGGCCCUGGACAGCUGCAGGGGCCUCCUAUAAGUCGGGGACCACUCCACUGGUUUCUUUGGCCCUUUCGACGGCGCCGGGUUCCGGGAAGCAAGUCCAAGCCACAGCUCGCCGCCGUCCAUAAGACCUACUUUGUACGGUGGAGUAAGCCGCCGGACACACUUUGGCAUGGAUUCGGAGUGGACACGUUGCAAGAGAGGAAAUGCGAGCUUCGACGUUGCCGGUCGGCGGUUUUCUGA
Messenger RNA from Drosophila biarmipes, 1157 nucleotides. RefSeq lists its product as uncharacterized. The record is from RefSeq and is a predicted model, not a curated record. The coding region runs from base 318 to 1157 and encodes 279 amino acids. NCBI's taxonomy places the organism in Eukaryota, Metazoa, Arthropoda, Insecta, Diptera, Drosophilidae. The transcript has a single exon.